GGCACGCGUCUGAGAGCGCUAGCAUCAAUGCUACGCUAGCACAACUUUUGUCUCGAAUCUUUUGCUGGAUACCACAGCCUACGGCUGCAUCGCAUACCGCAAAUAAUUAGCAAUGAUGCGGCUCUUCAGCCUCGCAGCAUUUGCAGUGCUCUCGGCGGCGCUGCGUGCACCUCUGGGGCACCGCAGAGCCAGACCAGCACGCGCACGCCGUCGCUGCGCCGUCGUCGCGAUGGCUUCCGACCGUGUGGUCCUCGUCGCGGGUGCCGGCUGCCUCACGGGCCGCAGCGUCUGCAAUGAACUGAGAAGAGCACCGGGCGUCGACCUCGCCGCGCUCGCACCUGAGGAAUUGUUCCUGGCGACGAACGACGACGGUCGCACGCUCGCCGCCGACGCGCGGCCCUUUGCGGGCGGCUCCGUCGACGCGCUGGUGAUCGCGACGGACGAGGCGCCGGACGCCGACGACGUCGCGAGCCUCGUGAGUGCUGCUGCGGUCUCGGGCGCGCAGCACGUCGUGUUCUACGGCCGCAUCGGCAAGCCGAACGACGCGCUGGCUUUGAUAGGCGACGAGUCGAAGGCGUGGGCGGAGGCCGAGACGGCCUGCCUCGAGAACUGCGGCGACGCUGUUGCGACAAUAUUGAGAACAGGAGAAUUGAAGGGCGGCCCCUACUACCGGCUCGACGUGGACACGAUGCGCGCGCAAACGGCGGCCGUUGUGGACACGGAGCGCAGCAUAACCUUGGCGGCGGCCGACCCUAAGGCCAAGCAACAAGGAUUUGGGGGGUCUCGCUCGGCAGUAGCGAGGCUCGCGGCCGUCGCGCUGGACGCGUCGAAGAGUCGUAUUAUAGACGCGACGACGGGCGAAGGUGCGGCUCCCGACGAGGCGAGCCUUAAAGCGGCACUGGACGCUCUCCCACCUGCUGGGACCGUGAGCGAGGCGGCCGAAUUGUCGAGGGCCCUCGAGACCCGGACGACCGGGGAGCCGUUCUCCGCCUCCGUGCUGGCGCCCUGGACCGCGUCGCAAAAGCCGAAGGUUGUGAAUCCGCUCCUGGCACCGCCCGCCGUCUCGGGGCCCUACUGGGGCGCCAUCGCGCUGUUUGUCUGGGGUAGUUGGUUGGCGUCGCUGAACUGGAGCUGGUGCAACGUUCCGUUCGCCGUGGACCCCACUUCACCGUUUCAUUCAAGAUUCGAGCAGCUCGACACGUUGUGCGUCUGGGAUCCCGAUACAAGGACGGGGCGCCCUUCCGAAGCGAACGAUUUGUCAUUAGGCUACGAGACCGUCAUCAAGAACCAGAUCCGGCGGGUCACGGGCGACGAGACCGCUCCCAAAGCGAGGGCGAACGCGCCGAAGUCGUGGGAUAGGGUGGUUAAGUAGCGUGUUUGGGAG
Molecule: messenger RNA, 1384 nt
Organism: Pelagomonas calceolata
Lineage: Eukaryota; Pelagophyceae; Pelagomonadales; Pelagomonadaceae
Source: the annotation of a GenBank genome assembly